UUUAAGAGAUGAAAUAGUACUUGUGAACGCAUGAUAGAAUAAGAAAGAUUCCCCUUCAAAUGAUCAAAAAAACAAUCAAAACUCAAAAGACUUACCAUCUGUAGCCAAUUACAUGAAUCCAUCAAGGCCGGUGACUUCCCUUUCUUUUCUCUUUUUCACCCCUUUUAAAACUCACCAAAACCUAAUCACUAUUCACACACACACUUACACAUUUUUAAGUAAAUUAUAAGCACACUUACUUCAUAAAAUAAAUUUUGUAAUGGCGGCAUUGACUGCAUCUUCAAACGCACAAAAAACAACACUCUUAAAACAACACAAAGAAAAACAUUUCACCGCAGGAGAAGUUGUGCGUGAUAUCAUAAUCGGUGUAUCGGAUGGCCUUACUGUCCCAUUUGCCCUGGCUGCCGGCCUUUCGGGGGCAAAUGCUUCGUCCUCUAUAAUCCUUACCGCCGGCAUCGCUGAAGUCGCUGCCGGUGCCAUCUCUAUGGGCCUUGGCGGGUAUUUGGCUGCCAAGAGUGAAGCGGAUCAUUACGCGAAGGAAUUGAAGAGGGAACAAGAUGAGAUUAUAGCCGUUCCUGAUAUAGAGGCGGCUGAAGUUGAAGAGAUAUUGGCGGAAUAUGGGAUUGAACCACAUGAGUAUGCUCCUGUUGUGAAUGCUCUCAGGAGAAAACCUCAAGCAUGGCUUGAUUUCAUGAUGAAGUUUGAGCUAGGUUUGGAGAAGCCAGAGCCAAGAAGAGCCUUACAAAGUGCAGUGACAAUAGCAAUAGCCUACAUAAUUGGUGGAAUAGUCCCUCUUCUUCCUUACAUAUUGAUUCCUGUGGCUAAAAAAGCUUUGUUAGCAUCAGUAGUCUUAACAUUGAUUGCCCUCUUAAUAUUUGGUUACGCCAAAGGUCAUUUCACAGGCAGUAAACCCAUAAAGAGUGCCUUUCAAACUGCUUUGAUUGGAGCACUGGCUUCUGCUGCUGCAUUUGGCAUGGCUAAGCUUGUUCAGGGUUAAAUUAUAGCACAUUACUACUAUAUUUGUAACUCUUUUAGUUCUAUGCUUUUAGAUGUAUCAUUUAAUUUGAAGUACUUCUAGUUCUAGUGCUAUGUUUGACUUUUGGCCCAUGAAGAUUGUUUAGCUAGAUAGUUUACUGGUUGAUUUUGUCUUUAAAAAGGAUAUAGCCAAAGAGUUCUUCAGCU
This is a messenger RNA of Amaranthus tricolor (Joseph's coat), 1182 nucleotides long. RefSeq names its product vacuolar iron transporter 1-like. The record is from RefSeq and is a predicted model, not a curated record. The transcript has 4 exons. NCBI's taxonomy places the organism in Eukaryota, Viridiplantae, Streptophyta, Magnoliopsida, Caryophyllales, Amaranthaceae. Gene Ontology annotation, biological process: intracellular manganese ion homeostasis. Gene Ontology annotation, cellular component: vacuolar membrane. The coding region runs from base 260 to 997 and encodes 245 amino acids. Gene Ontology annotation, molecular function: iron ion transmembrane transporter activity; manganese ion transmembrane transporter activity.